AUGGAGCUACUGGGAGGCAUUCCCACUCCUGCUGCUGCUGCUGGUGCUGCUGCUUCCGGUGCCGGUGCUGGUGGUGCUGGUGCUGCGGCUGGUGCUGGUGCUGGUGCUGCUGCUGUCGCUUCUUCUAGUGCAGCUGCUGCUGCCGCUGCUGCUGCGCCUUCGCCAGCACUGAGAGACAUGGAGGCGGCACUGAGGGAUGUGGAGGAUGAAGCGGAUGUGCUGGCAAGGAGGCAGGAGGAGGAGGAGGCAGCUGCUGAAAUGAGGGAGUUUGCAGAUGAAGGGCCGGUGGGAGGCGCUGGGGAGGAGGAGGAGAUGGAGGAGGAGGGGGACGGGGAAGGGGAGAAAGAGGGGGGUAAGGGGGAGGGGGAGAGGGAAGUGGGGGAUGAGGAGCGGGUGGAUGGAGGUGAGGGGGUGGGUGGAGGGGGAGCAGAGUUAUGCAAUGCAAUGCGAUUCUACAAGCUGUACGCCAUGCGGUUCUAUGAGCUGUACGUCAUGCGGUUCUAUGAGCUGUAUGCGAUGCGGUUCUACGAGCUGUGGGACCCGGUGGUGGACAAGCAGGAGGUGGAGAGCGAGGAGGAAGAGGUGGAGGAGGAGGAGGAGUGGGAGCUGGAGCAGCUGCAGCGGCUCAAGGAGGAGCAGGAGGCGGAGAUGGACGAUGACGAGGAGCCGCUGCAGUACUCUGGUGGGUGGGGGUGCAAGAGUGGAGGUGGGAGGGUUGGGUUUGGAAGGGCUGGGGUGGGAGGAAAGGAGGGGUUGAUUGAGGGGUUGGGGGGAAGGGCUGGGGUAGAAGGUACUGCUCAUGCGCGCGCGCACUGCCGUACAAGGGCGUGGGCUAAGGCUCUAGUAUGUAGGGUGCAUGGAAGUGCUUUUGAGUGGGAGUGGGAGCUGGAGCAGCUGCAGCGCCUCAAGGAGAAGCAGGAGGUGAAGAUGGAUGACGACGAGGAGCCGCUGCAGUACUCUGCUCACCCUCUCCUCUCGGCUGACCCUUUCCUCUCGGCUUACCCUCUCCUCUCCGCUUACCCUCUCCUCAUGGCUUACCCUCUCCUCUCCGCUUACCCUCUCCUCAUGGCUUACCCUCUCCUCUCCGCUUACCCUCUCCUCUCCGCUUACCCUCUCCUCUCCGCUUACCCUCUCCUCUCCGCUUACCCUCUGCUCUUGGCUUACCCUCUCCUCUCGGCUUACCCUCUCUCUCUGCUUUGGGACGUGGAGAAUGCAGAUGAAGCAUAUCGGCAGCAAGUGGAAGCAUUGUCACACCAGCAGGAGGUACUGCGGCAGCAGGAGUGGGAGGAGUGGGAGAGGCAGGUGGCUGCAGCAGAGGCGCGAACAGAGGUUGUUGCGCGGAAGAGGAGGAGGAAGGAGGAGAGAGAUGCGAGGAGAAGAAAGGGACGCUGGCCGUCUUUGGACGGCAGGAGGCUUGGGGUGGGGAUGCUGGAAGGAAUUGGUGAAGAGGGGGAGGAAGAGGAGGGGGAGAUAUUGGAGCUUGAGGGUGGGGAAGGAGAGGAGGAGGAGGAGGGAAUGAGUGACGACGAGGAAACGGAGGAGGAAAGCAGUGAGGAGGGUGAGGAAGAGGGGGAGGGUGGAGCAGAGAGAAGGGCGGUGCGUAUGCGAGCACGCGAGGAGAGGAGCCUAAGGAAGAGGCAGAGGAAGGCGGAGAGAGAGGCGGGGCGAGGAGAGAUGGUACCUCUCAGGGUUCCCUCAGGGAGAAUGAGGCGGUUGCCCCGGCUGCUGGAGGAAGAAAUACUAGCGGAGCUGCACUUAAAGAGGAUAAAGAGGAGCAAGGCUAAGGCUCCAGGGGAGUGGCGUGGGGACGGUGAGAGGAGGCCCCACGAAGACGCCACUCUAAUAGCUGCUCUCUCCCACUACGGCACUAGCAGCUGGCCUCUAAUCACUCACAUCCUCUCAACGCUCCCGGACGGGACAGCCAGGCAGAGGGGUGCAGUGAGGGGGGUGUGGGAGUGCAUGCAACGAUUGUUCUCGCUUUUAGAUGCGCUGAGUUGGUGGCAGGGAUUGGGGCCGAGGGGGACGCGUGGAGGGAUGGUGGAGUUGUUGAGGGGAGGGGGGGCGUGGAGGGACGGGGGUGAGUUGGGGGGAGGAGGGGAUGGGGAGGUGUGGAGUGGUGGAGAGGGGUGGAGGAAUGUGGUGCAAGAGGGGAAGGCAAAAGAUGUUUUGGUGCCCAAGUCUCAACUGUCGCAACUCUCGCUCCUCCUCAGCCCACUUCCGGACCACAGCUCUCAGCAACCCUCCCGAGCAACAGCCUUCAUUGCUCGCUUAUACACCCAGCCCACUGCAACCAGUCCUCUUCCCACACUCAUUCCCUCCACAUCCCCACUCACAACAAUGCGAGAGGGAGCCAUAGAACAGGGUGCAGCAGGGGCAGGCGGGAAGGAGCAGACAACAGCAGAUGAAGGGACAGCAGCAGGAGGAGUGCCUUUGCAAUCGUCACAGCCGCAGCCCCUCUCCCCCUCUCCCUCCUCUUCCGCUCGCUCCUCUUCCUCUUCUCUAUUGUUCGUUUCACUCAACCCUGUGGUUUUGGCCAGUGGUGGUAGUGGGAGUUCCUAUGAGUGGCUUGAGUGGGGAGACAGGAAUGAGGCGAAGGGGUGGGAGAAUGAGGGCGGAACGACUGGUGUAGAGCCAGAAGAGAGAAGGAUUUAUGAAGUCGGAUUGGCUGCAGGGGGAGGGGACGAGGUAGGGGAAAGGGGAGGGGGUGGGGGAAGAGAACGGGAAGGGGGAGGGGAAAGGGGAGAGGGACGGGAAGGGGGAGAGGGGGAGGGAGGGGGCGAUCAAGGUGCUCUUACAGUUGGCAGACAGGUGUCUCUUCACGAUAGGCUGCUGCAGAGGCUAGUGCGGUCAGGUGCGGUGGUGAUGGGGAAUGGAGGAGCUGCAGGGAAGGCAGCAGAGGAUGCACGGAGAGUGAUGAAUAGAGUUCCUCUCUCCGUCCCAUCUCACGCUCUGGGCGACCUCUGCUCUUGCAGUCGAGCUGCCUUCCGUGCUUCUUCUCCCUUCUCUGAUCACAAGCGCUCUCCUUCUCAUGUGUCCCUCAACCUCCCCCCCCCUGCCCCCCCGCCUUGCCACCUGCCUGUCAUCCCAUCCCAGGUUCCUCUCUCCGUCCCAUCUCGCGCUCUGGGCGAGCUCUGCUCUUGCAGUCGAGCUGCCUUCCGUGAUUCUUCUCCCCGACGCCCAGCCUGCACCAACCACCCUCCCUACUUUUACCACCACCCGCAACAGCAGCAGCAGCAGCAGCUGCAGGAACCGGUGCCGCAGCAGCAGCAGCAGCAGCAGCAGUUUCGAAAGCAGCAGCCGUUCCCGUCCAUUAGACCCCCCUCUUCUCCAACUCCUCCCCAUGCAUCGGUGCCUUCGGCCUUAGCAGCAGGAGCAACCGAGACAGCAGGAACAGCAGCAGGAGCAGCAGCAGGGGCGGGAGGGAGAGGGGGAGGAGGAGGUAGGGGUUCCAAGGGAGCAGGAAGAGGCGUGGGGAGAGGCGGGGGGAAAGCACGGGGUGGGCUGGGAGAGGGAGGGGCUGGGGCUGGGGCUGUAGGGGUCACUGGGGGGGGCGGGGGCGGAGGAAUGGGGGGAGUGGGAGUGGGGAGAGGUGUGGGGCGGUUAGUGGAGGGAGGAAUAGGUGGGGAGGCAGUAGGUGGGGCAGGCAGGGGAGUGGCGCGAGGAGGGGGACGGGGAGGAAGAGGUGAGGGGAGGGGAGUGGGGCGAGGAGUGGGACGAGGAGGACGAGGAGAGGGAAGAGGCCCACCAGGGAGAGGGAGUGUGGGGGGAGGGGACGUGGCAGGUUCUGUAGGGGCGGCUGCUGCUGUAGACAGUGCGAGAGGGAGGACAGGAGGGGCAGAGGGGAUUCCGCAGCAGCAGCAGCAGCAGCAGCAGCAGCAGCAGCAGCAGCAGAUGCAGCAGCAAAGGAGUGAGCAGCAAGGAGGGGUAGGAGGAGGGCAAGGGAAUCAAGCCCAGCAAGGCGUGCAGCAGAGCCAGCAUGGAGUAGGAGUGAGCAGGCUGUGGUUGGUGGAAUCUGGAGGGAGCGGUGACAAGAACGACAGCAACAGCCCCACCACCACCACCGCUACCACUACCAACGAGAACGUCAGCGGUGGUGGCACCGGUGGCAUUGGCGGUAGCAGCAGCAGCAACGCUCAAGGCGUUCCCAAGGCAGGGAUGGAGCUGGACCUAAAUUGGGCAGCAGCAGAAGAUCCUGUCAGGGAAGGCAUGCGAGGUAAUGGGGCUGAAGCAGCAGCUGCAGCAGUGGCAGCAGCAGCAGCAGCAACUUUGUCCCGCCAUCCUCUUGAGAUGGACCUCAACCUCCCGGCUGAUGCUGACACUCCUGCUCCUCCUCUUCCUCCUCUCCCUCUCACCGCUCCCCCUGCUGCUGUCUCCGCAGCCCCACCAGCAGCAGCAGCAGCAGCAGCAGCUUCUGUCCCCCUCCACCCCUCAGCACCUCUUCUCCACCCUCCCAACCCCCGGGACCCGCGCCGUUUCGCUCGCCUUGCCAACACUGCCACGGUUCCUGCAUCAGGGCCUGCAACUGCUGCAACGGCUGGAGCAAUAAAGAGCGGCGCAGCCUUACGACUACCCCUCUCCUCCCCCUCCUCCUCUCUCCCCCUUGCACCUGCCGCCAUGCUUCCCUCCCGCCCUUCCCACUCCUCCCACCCAUCCCAGCCCUCUGCUCCAGCCCACGCCUCUCAGCCGCAGCUUGCAGGGUUAGGGGUCCUCCUGGGAAUACGAUGGCGGGAAAUACCGGUAGUGGUGGUGGUGGUGGUGGUGGUGGUGGUGGUGGUGGUGGUGGUGGUGGUGGUGGUGGUGGUGGUGGUGGUGGUGGUGGUGGUGGUGGUGGUGGUGGUGGUGGUGGUGGUGGUGGUGGUGGUGGUGGUGGUGGUGGUGGUGGUGGUGGUGGUGGUGGUGGUGGUGGUGGUGGUGGUGGUGGUGGUGGUGGUGGUGGUGGUGGUGGUGGUGGUGGUGGUGGUGGUGGUGGUGUGGUGGUGGUGGUGGUGGUGGUGGGGUGGUGGUGGUGGUGGUGGUGGUGGUGGUGGUGGUGGUGGUGGUGGUGGUGGUGGUGGUGGUGGUGGUGGUGGUGGUGGUGGUGGUGGUGGUGGUGGUGGUGGUGGUGGUGGUGGUGGUGGUGGUGGUGGUGGUGGUGGUGGUGGUGGUGGUGGUGGUGGUGGUGGUGGUGGUGGUGGUGGUGGUGGUGGUGGUGGUGGUGGUGGUGGUGGUGGUGGUGGUGGUGGUGGUGGUGGUGGUGGUGGUGGUGGUGGUGGUGGUGGUGGUGGUGGUGGUGGUGGUGGUGGUGGUGGUGGUGGUGGUGGUGGUGGUGGUGGUGGUGGUGGUGGUGGUGGUGGUGGUGGUGGUGGUGGUGGUGGUGGUGGUGGUGGUGGUGGUGGUGGUGGUGGUGGUGGUGGUGGUGGUGGUGGUGGUGGUGGUGGUGGUGGUGGUGGUGGUGGUGGUGGUGGUGGUGGUGGUGGUGGUGGUGGUGGUGGUGGUGGUGGUGGUGGUGGUGGUGGUGGUGGUGGUGGUGGUGGUGGUGGUGGUGGUGGUGGUGGUGGUGGUGGUGGUGGUGGUGGUGGUGGUGGUGGUGGUGGUGGUGCCAGUGGUGGUGGGAGUGGUGGUGGUAGUGGCAGCGGGGGUGGCAGUGGUACUGCUGUGCCCAGGCUGCUCUCCUUACCAUCAGCUCUGUUUCGCAUGGCACCUACUAGUACUACUGGUUCUGGUAUGCCUGAAGGGGUGGGUGGAGGGCGGGGGAGUGGAGGAGGAGGCGGCGGAGGAGGAGGCAGAGGAGGGGGAGGAGGUGGAGGGAGAGGAGGAGGAGCAGCAGGAGGAGGGGUAAUGCAGAGGGCUGCUGGUGUGGGUGGGCAACAAGGGGCAGCGCCUCCAGUGGCCCUUCAGGUGUCCCCAGGGGCACUUCAAAUGCCUCAGGUGGGCCUUCAGAUGCCUCAGGUGGGAUUUCAGGGUGCUCAGGUGGCGAGUAGGGGUCCAGUGGCUGUGCCUGUGCAAGCUUCAGGGCAGCAGCAGAAGCAGAGUGGAGGGGGGUAUGGUGGGAUUGGGACAGGUGGCGGGGAGGGAGGGAGAGGGCGAGGUGGGAGGGGAUCGAGGGGAGGGAGAGGAGGGAGAGGGAGAGCGAUGGGUUAUUCUCAGCAACGACAACAAGACACCCAGCAGCAGCAACCGCACCAACAGCAACAGCACAUGCAGCAACAGCAACAGCAGCAGCAGCAGCAGCAGCAGCAGCAGCAGCAGCAGCAGCAGCAGCAGCAGCAGCAGCAGCAGCAGCAGCAGCAGCAGCAGCAGCAGCAGCAGCAGCAGCAGCAGCAGCAACAGCAACAGCAGCAGGUGCAACAACAACAGCGACAACAGCAACAGCAGCAGCACCAGCAGCAGCACCAUCAGCAGCAGCAGGCGCAGCAGCAGCAGCAGCAGCAGCAAGGGCUGCAGCCACCACUCCAGCGACAGCCACAGCAUCAGCAGCCAAACCCUUCAGGCCAGCACAUGCCCACUCCAAACCCUCACAACGCAAUGCAACCAGGACUGCCCCACUCCUACGCACCACCACUUCCAUCAUACCACCAACCUAGCCUCGCACCAUCCCAACCUGCGCGCUUCUCCCAACCCUCAACUUCGCCUGAACCUCGUCUCUUGGGCAGUUCUUUGCCGAGCCAGUCUUUGCCGAACCAGUUGCCGCAGCAACCAGCACAGCGCCUGGCACAGCAGAGCGGCCAGCAAUACCCGGGACAGCAGCACCCCCACGGUGCUCCAGAAUCAUGGCAUGCGGCGCAAGCAGCGCAAGCAGCACAGGCAGCAGCAGGUAUAGGUCGUGGGCGAGGUGAGGGAGGCAGGGAGGCGGCUGGAGGAGAGGGUGCUACUGGUGCUCCUGGUGCUGGGUACACUCCGCACCUCUCGUCAGGUCAGUAUGGAGGGCAGUUGGAAGACAGCAACCAGUACGACAGGUGGCAGCGGUGA
Messenger RNA from Closterium sp. Naga37s-1, 6948 nucleotides. The record is from the annotation of a GenBank genome assembly. NCBI's taxonomy places the organism in Eukaryota, Viridiplantae, Streptophyta, Zygnematophyceae, Desmidiales, Closteriaceae.